AUGACUUGUUCACUCUUCAUCGGCAACAAGCGCUACUCCUCUUGGUCAAUGCGACCCUGGGUUCUCCUCAAAGCCCUCGAGGUCCCCUUCGACGAGAAACUGAACCUCUUCAAACCCGGCCUUCGUCAACCUGACUUCCUCGCUUUUUCACCAAGCGGAAAAGUCCCCUGUCUUCACGACGGAGAAACAUCAAUUGUUGUAUGGGACUCGUUGGCUAUCUGCGAGUACAUUGCUGAGAAAAACCCCGCCGCUUGGCCGACGGAUGCAGCAGCACGCGCUUUUGCUCGCUGUGCCGCUGCGGAAAUGCACUCUGGCUUCGACGCCAUUCGCGAUGAGUGCUCUAUGAACGUUGGAUUGAGGAUUGAGCUCGGAACACCGAGUGAAGCACUUCAGAGGGAUAUCAACCGCUUCAAUGAGCUUUUUAAAGAGGGGUUGGACAAGUUUGGUGGACCGUGGUUGGCGGGUGAUAAGUUUACGGUUGUGGAUGCUAUGUAUGCUCCUAUUGCUUCAAGGGUGAAGACCUAUGGUAUUGAGCUGGAUGGUGCGGCAAAGGAGUACGCUGAUCGGUUGUUUGAGCAUGAGGCUGUGCAGGCGUGGAUUCAGGGCGGUAUCAAGGAGACGAGCAGAGAGCCUUUCCACGAGGAGGAUUGUGUGAGAGGCCGAAAGGUUCUGAAGGACUUGACCAAGGAGUAA
Messenger RNA from Fusarium mangiferae, 693 nucleotides. RefSeq lists its product as uncharacterized. The transcript has a single exon. The record is from RefSeq and is a predicted model, not a curated record. The coding region runs from base 1 to 693 and encodes 230 amino acids. Gene Ontology annotation, molecular function: maleylacetoacetate isomerase activity; glutathione transferase activity. Gene Ontology annotation, biological process: L-phenylalanine catabolic process; glutathione metabolic process. Lineage: Eukaryota; Fungi; Ascomycota; Sordariomycetes; Hypocreales; Nectriaceae.